ACGGUGAGCGGGAAAGGACAAACAAAACCCAGAACGCUAUCGAGGCAUAAGGAGGGGCGAUAGCUCUAUCACGUGGACUGAAGCCCCAGCAUGGCCGGAGAGGUGCUUAUCGCCGAGAAGGCAGCGGCUGAGCCUCUCAGGCAGACGAGGGCCCAGAUUGACGCGCCGGGCUCCAGUGGGAAAGCGACCCCGCGCCGGCCUCCGUCCCGAAACCUCGUCUUCAUUUGCUCGUUCCCGGACUGCGACGCCGCCUUCAACAAGGGCUGGAAGCUGGACGCGCACCUCUGCCAGCACACGGGAGAGCGACCCUUUGUUUGCGAAUACGAAGGAUGUGGUAAAGGCUUCACUAGAGCUUUCCAUCUUAAGCGCCAUUUUCUUACACACACUGGAGAAAAGCCAUUUGUGUGCACAGCAGAUGGCUGCCAUCAAGCAUAUAUAACAAAAUCAAAUUUGAACAAGCAUGUGGGACGCAUGCAUCAACAGAAGAAAUAUAUAUGUGACUUUGAGAGCUGUGGAAAGUCUUUUAAAAAACACCAGCAGUUAAAAAUUCAUCAGUCUCAACACACCGGUGAACCACUCUUCAAAUGUAGCCAUGAAGGAUGCGGAAGGGACUUUCCUACCCCCACCCAUCUAAAGCGUCAUGAGAAGACUCAUGAAGGCUAUGCGUGCAAAAAAGAUGGCUGUUCAUUUGUUGGAAAGACCUGGUCAGAGCUUCUGAAACAUAUGAGGCUCAGUCAUGUGGAACCAAUAAUCUGUACAGUGUGUUCGAAAAUAUUCAGCCGCAAAGAUUCCCUCAAAAGCCACCAGAAAAUUCAUGCUGGCAACAGAGAGGUACUGAAAUGUCCAAGGGAGGGCUGCGGAAGAACUUACACAUCGGUGUACAAUCUCCGGUGCCACAUUGCCUCGUUUCACGAGGCAACAAGAUCACAUGUGUGUGACCACCCUGGUUGUGGAAAAAUCUUCGUAAUGAAACAAAGUCUCAUAAGGCAUGCUGUUGGACAUGACCCUGACAAGAGAAUGCUGAUCUCAAAAGCCAAAAAACCGCGUCCGAAGCGGAGCAUGGCCUCUCGCCUCAGUGGAUACAUCCCGCCUAAAGCGCAACGAAGAAGCGCACUGCCAGUGGACGGGACCCCGACCGCGCCUGCCAUGGACAACACGCUGCUGACUGUGGAGACGCUGUCCCUCGGCUAGUUUCGAAUGAGCCCCACUGAUAGUUUCCUGCACAAGAAGCUGAAAGUAACUUUAUAAGAUGACCAUUACUGGCACUUUCAUGGAGUCUGUACAGAAAACUGGAGGGGCGUCAAAGCAAAUUCAAAUUAUUUUCCCAUUUUGUACUUUAAACAAAAUCAGUGCUGGAGAGCAUCCGCGUCAAUCGCGUCCUUCCCAUUGUCCUUAGGAAGGUCUUUGUUUUUCUCCUUCGCCUUGUAUUCCCGGAUUUCUUUCUCUGACAUGUGCCUCAACACACACGUGCUGCUUCCUUCUUUAACGAUGCGAGGCUGGGAGAGGUACGUAGCUUUCUCGGGCAUCGUAUCCAAAAUCUGAUCAAAUAACGCCAUCUGAAAAUAAGGAGAUAAGAUUGACGUCAUUACGGAUGGAUUGCUCGAGUCUUUUUCGGCUUAGAGAAAAGAUUUGAUUGAAAAACAAAGACAAAUCUGGCACGGGAUAUUGUUUUAGAACCAUAAAUCAAUGCAGAAUAGAUACUGAGGGAUGAAAAGCUCAAACAGUUUUAAAAUUGGGUAAUUUGGACCAGAAUGUUUAGACAGGCAUAUAUACCUUGUGCAUUAAUUGCUGCAGUGCCUUUUUCAGCAGGUUGAUUGGGGUUCAGGACUUUCCCGCUACCCCAUUAUUACGUUCUUGUAAAGUUAACAACAAGCCCUACUACUACAGGUGCCCCAUCACUCUCGGUAGGCCAGCUCUGGCUAAGCAAUCUCCAGUUUCUGACCACUAGUAUCCGAAGUGUUUCUAGUUACCCAGUUUUCCCUAAAGUUUGAAACAAUGAUAGGGACAGCAUAAAACAGCUUUCCCCCAACCUGUUGCCCUGCAGGUGAGUUGGGACUGCAACUCCCACUAUUCUCAGCUAGCAUGGCCAAUGGGAUUGGCAGUCCAAGACAUCUGGAGGGCAACGGGUUGGAGAAGGCUAGCACAGAGUUAUAACACCGGAAUGUUUGGCAUUACGCACACUUCAAAUAAAAGUAUUUCACUAAUUGUAGUCACGGGCAGAAGGGGAUUAGUUAUUUCCAAUCUCAUGACUGUAUCUAGAAAAGUAAGAUGCCCCCCAAAUUGGUCUUUACAGUUAAAUGAAACUGAGCGGUACUAAAAAAGCAAUUCAAAAUCAUUCUAAACGUCUACACUUUAAAACCUUAUCUUAUUACCUUACCAUCUUUUCUGGUCCGUCAGCCACGUUCCUUUGCCUCAGUGUAAUCCUGAUGUGAUGUUUUUUGUCAAUCCAUUGCUGAAUUUGUUUUAUCUUUGUAUCUAAAUCGUGCUGCGCAAUCAUUGUGGAAAACUUCAUCUCCUUCUGUUGAACUGGCCCUAUUAAAAUACAAAUGGGUCUGUAAGCCCUUGCUCUAACGCGAA
Molecule: messenger RNA, 2577 nt
Organism: Elgaria multicarinata webbii
Lineage: Eukaryota; Metazoa; Chordata; Lepidosauria; Squamata; Anguidae
Gene: GTF3A
Product: general transcription factor IIIA
Exons: 9
Coding region: 91-1191 (366 amino acids)
Biological process (GO): regulation of transcription by RNA polymerase II
Cellular component (GO): nucleus
Molecular function (GO): RNA polymerase II cis-regulatory region sequence-specific DNA binding; DNA-binding transcription factor activity, RNA polymerase II-specific
Source: RefSeq, a predicted model, not a curated record